GGAGCCUUCUUACCGGGAGCUUUCUUCGUCAGACGAGUAGUAACAUUCAGAGAGGAGAGAGAACGAAGCCCACGCCGCCAACGGCGAUUGCGACGUAAACGGAGUUUCCGGACAUUCGUAAGAUCGUGCGAAUCCAUUUUUUUUUUUCAUGUCGAUUCUCCCCGAGAUAAAAACAAGAAACUCGAAAUACUCCGCGUCGCCCUGUAUAUAUUCGAGAGCAGAGUGAUCCAUCCCGUUGAUUCGAGAGUGCAAAUAUGGGCCGGUACGUAAUUCACGUAUUGACGUAGCGGUGGAUGGGCGGAUGGUGGCUGUUGACCAAGGAAGCCUGUAUCGCCGCGUAUGUCCGGCGACGUGUCGGAUGAUAGAGAAACGUCGCGUCACCCGCAUCGUGUCGAGUCGUCGUCCCUCGAUGUGCUAAGGCAGCGUCGAGCGAGGAGAUGCGAGGAGCCGCAGCAGCACCGCAACCGGCACCGGCGCCCACGCCGACACUACAGCAGACGCCCCAGUGCAUACCGAUCCAGAGCAAUUAUUACACGCUGCGAAACGGUGGCAAUGACAAUGCCAGCGUCGCGGCGCACGGCAGCGAUGGCUGCAAUUCCGCCAGUAACUCGCCGGUGGCGUGUUACGAGAGUUUCACGCCGUCCGCGACUCAUCUGAUGGACCUCAGCGGCCCGGCGCCGGAGCAACAUCGGAGUAACCUCCUGUCGUCCGAUUAUCAUCAUCAAGUCACGGUCGGCUACAGUUUCCCGCACGUCUAUAAGAACCUCGAAGACUCGAGGUACCAUCAUCACGACGUGUAUUCGCCCGGCGGCUGCGGAGCCGAGGAAAUGGUCGCUCCUGGUUCCGUCCAGUCGAUUCAGAGCCAAUCCUUCCAUCCUGUGGAUGGGGGAGUUCCCGUAGUGGAAUACAAGGCGGAGGUAAUCGAGUACAAGCCCGAGGUGAUCGAUUACAAGCCCGAGAGAGGUAUGGUCGAUCAUAUCCCGAGGUACUGCAAGCAGACCUCGGAACUCGGUCAUGGGACGGAGCCUUCGUCGUCGACGAGAAGCUACGGUGCCGCGGACGGCAGGCCGGCUGUCAGGAAGAAGAGAAAGCUCAGCGGCACUAGCAACAACGAGUCCGAGGGCGAGACUACGAUGGCGGCCUCCUCGACGAGGACGAAGAUACGUCGUAAGAAUGGCCAGAGCGACGAGGAGACUCAGAGUCAAAGAGCAAUGGCGAACGUCCGUGAACGUCAGAGAACGCAGAGUCUCAACGAGGCGUUCGCCGCGCUCAGGAGGAUCAUACCUACUCUUCCCAGCGACAAGCUUAGCAAGAUUCAGACUCUCAAGCUAGCCGCUAGGUACAUCGACUUCCUGUUCCACGUGCUCAAGUAUAGCACCGAUAACAGCGAAAACGCUGAAAACAUAGCAAAGGGAUGCUGCAAGCUUACGGUACCAACUGCACAUUAUUUGGAGAGACGCUCGAGGAUUGUCUCCGUCGGCACCUCUUCCGUAGAGCGGAGAGAGGAGCGCCAGAAGUGCGAUUUUGGCCGCGAGGGAAAUCGCAUCGUCGCCCAGUACUUUUAUGGCGCAUGAAAGAUUAUCCUACGCUUUCAGCGUUUGGCGGAUGGAAGGCGAUUGGAGUUCGAGUUUGUAAAAUAAGUGGCCGUUAGGAUAACAUAUUACAUUAGAGUUCAAUAAGGUAAGAUCGCGAGAAAAUUGCGAGACAUUCGUAAAUUUAAUGUACGCCGCAAGAAUGUCUGUUUCAUCGAAAAAAUAAAAGCUAUAGAUAAUUAGAGUACAAAUAUUAUAUGAUAAUUUUUUUUUAAAUAAAAGAGAUAUUAGAGUUAAUUAGAGAAGAAAAGAGGAAGUGAAUUAGACACUCCUGCGGCUUUGCUACGUACGUAAUGUUACUCUCGUCGGUCCUUUCGGAAACUAUUUUUUUAUAUGGAAAUAAAUAAAUUAUUAUAUAUAUAUAUAUAUAUAGAAUUGCGAUCUCACUCACGUACGAAAUAAUAACGUUCUCUUCCGGCUCGCUUUGAAAUCUAAAAUCGUGGCAGUUAAUUCUGUCCCCGUUAAUUCGCGGCACCGCCCGGCCGCUCGCUCACGUUCUCGCAAUAAUGCAAGCCAAUCAUUUACGUCUUCUCAUCGGACUAUUAACAGCGAGACAACUCCUCGUGUACCGCAUCGCAUCGCUGCAAAGCGUGCUUAUUAACCGACGUCGCGUCACGCACCUGCAUCAAUCAACGAAAUUAUCUCUUCGCGAGCCCGACAACGAUCGUGACAUGAUGGAUCUUUGUCCCCGCUUGCGUGGAUUUAAAUUAGAGUGAAAACAACCGGUGUUGUUGCGCGGGAAAAUGAAGAUAUAUAUAUUUUUUUCCCCGGCUUUUUCGACAAAAAAUGUAUAUAUUUCGUUUCUUUAUAAUACGCGGGGUAUAUCUCGAUAACAAUAAAAUACGACGGGUAAUCGAUUAUUGCUGGGAGAUUCCCUCACUCGCGUUUCUAAUCUUCUUUUUGGCUACCUUUCGAAAGCGCGUCUUGCACCCCGUUAACGCCAAAUUUACGAGCGUUUACCCGGUCUGUCCAAACAAUCUUUUUGCAUAGUUGAUUUAUUGAAUCUUACAAGCUUCGCUAAACUUCCCUUCGAAGCGUUCAUCGCGAACUUGUAUCGAUAAACUGUAAAUUCCAUUGUCUCUUAACGUAACUUGAAUAUUUUAUAUACAUGCAUAUAUAUGCAUGUAUAUCUGUGUAUAAAAAUUGUAUUAAUAUCAAACUUUACUCAAAGUUAUACUUAAAUUAUUACAAGAUAAUCCGGGGAAAAUGCAAAUGUGUAUUUUGCAAGGCAUUUCAAUUUUGCGUAUACCAAAUAUAAGAUAAACUCCUGAAAACUUAUCUCAUAUAUUAUAUAUUAUUUGACAUAGUUGAUCUUCUGUUAAAAUAUUCGAGCUAAUUUCGAAUUCGACAUCCUUAAGUGGAUUUUUAUCGCGUGAAGUUUCAACUUAUACAGUUUACUAUACUAUUAGUAAUUUUUGUAAAUGAUUAAUUCGUCGCUCGUUUACAAUAUACUUUACCCCAGGAAUAAAGAGGACGAUCGCGCGUCCGGCCGGAUUUGAUAAUCGCCGGAUUCGAGAUCGUCUUAAAGAAACAGUAAAGAGGGGAAGAAGUUAACGAGUACUUUGGCGCCCAUCAGUCGGGCACAAUAUUAUUUUUUUUCUCUCCUAAGAUGAUAGAAUCGCCCCGACGGACCCCAUCGUCGGCUUCUUCAUCGCGUAUCGUAUAAUAUAAAAUAUCCGUCGCGACUUCGGUACUCACGGCACCGGCACCGUGAAUAUUCCGAAUGACGUUAGUUAUUUUAAACCGGUCAAAGCAAACUCUUUCGGCCGCGUUUUUGAGCCGCUUAACGAAGACGCGCCGCGUUAAAGAAUCGCUCUCCGACUCUUUAUUACAGCACUGAAUCUUGGCGGGAAGGAGAAAAAAAAAACGCGGCCGACGAGUGCAAUUUCGGCGCAAUAGAAACAAUAAAAAUCUCUAUUUUUCUACCUUAAAAUCAUCGGGAUCGAGCUAUUUCUCUAUUCUUCCCUCAAUCUUUUAUUUUAAUGAUAUAUACGCAAGAUGGAAUAUCGCCUUCGCGCAUUUCUUAUUUAGUUUCUCGCUCUAUAUGUGAUCAAACAUGACAAAUGUGUAGUGGGAGAGUAGAUAUAUAUCAGAAUUUGAAUUUACAAAAAUAGAUGAAGAAAUUAUAAAGUGCGAUGUGAUAAUCUGUCAUUGAUGUUCUUAAUCAUGUAAAACACAUUAAUAUUUGCUAAUAAAUGUAUUCUUUGAAAUUCGAUAAACACGUAAAGCUGCUUGUAAACUUAAUAAAAAUUAUAAAAGCACGUGAAUGUAAAAUAAAUUACAAAUUAAAAUAUAACAAUCUCAUAGUUAUUAUUUACAUCAGCCAUAUUUAUAUUAAAAGAUAAAAAUACACAAAGUACGGAAUUAGUUUAAAAGGAAUAGAAUGUUUUUUCGUCAAGCGAAAAAUAAUUUACACUAAUAUACGAAUACAUAUCGAAUAUAUAUCGAACAAUCGUCGACGCGUUUUUGAUAGUUAAAUUUUCUAUUUUCAUUUUGUUGAAAAUGGCAUCAGAUAGAUCUCUUUGCGGGAAAAUUAUUUUUGGGAAUACCGGCAAUUAUAUCAACGCGAGAGGAACGGGAUGGGAGAAGAGGAAGAAGAUGAGGGGCUCUUUUCGGAUCGUCCUUGAACGAGUGUACGUCAUUGCUCGGCUUCUUGUCUAGGCCUCCGCGAAACGAAGCAGCUGUCAUGGUCAUUCUCGACAUCUUUCUUUUGCUACUGCCAUCACGGAUGCAUAGAGUAUCUCAAAAAAAGUCGGCGCUCUCGGUAAAACUGUUGGGAAAAUCGCGAUCGCGAUCGUCAAAAUAAAUCGGUUUUAGGAGAGCGAAAUUGUUUGAGAGACGUAUGCAAACUUGGAAUCUUAAUUUUUCAACAUUUGAUUGUUAAAGUCGUAGUAUCGUUUUUUACUUCGUGAAUCAACAAGACAGACUCAUAUUAAAAAUUAUAUUCAUGAGACGAAUUUUUCGCGAUCGAUUCAGAUUUAAAUCGGGUAGAUGCAUCAGACGCGGUCAACUUGGGGGCAUCGAGUUUGUUUUUAUAGAACGUCAUACACAUCGGGGAGACUUCCCGAAAAGGUCCUCCCGUCGGGAGACACCGAAUGUUGGAUGUGUCUUGGCUAAUUGAAUUCAAAGAGAUUUAUGGUCGCCACCAGCGCGUUACGCGACGAAUAAAAACGACAGAAACACGCGCGCAUUGAGCUUCUCCCGCUGUCGGGAUUCCUUCUCUGGACUGUCGCCCCGGCCGAAACGUUGAUAAAUGUUUUUACCGGGCCAAUUAACGUUAGUAGAACCGGCGGAGAGCUUCAGCUUAUCGUUACCGGUGCUAAUCGCGCGAAUUUUAGGCGCGCCUGUUAGAUCUCGGUUAAUUGCACAAAAGCAAGAAUGAGGCCGACUCGGAGAUGUUAAUAAUAACUAAUUGAUAUAUCGAUAUUAAUUUGUAAUCACUUGUUUUAUAUUUACGUGCUCUUUUAUAUCUUCUGUCAAGUAUGCACUUUUGCGUGCACUAAGCGUUCAUGAAACUAAUUAUUUACGUUUCGAUCUAGGCAUUUUAAAUAUGUCUACAGUUGACGAUGUAAUAAAUUGGCGCACUCUCUAAUUCAUAACACUUCAUCAUCUAUCACAAUUCGAAACAUCAAUAAUAUAGAUUUUAACUUUUCAAUAACAAUAAAAAAUAUACAUAUAUAUAUGUAUUUAGAAUUUAAAAAUUUGUACAAAGUAAAAAAAUUUACAAAUCUGUUGUCAGCAUCACACGAUUUUUACGCUUCGAAAAUAAAUUAAAUAUUUUACAUAUUACUAGAUAGCACGAAGGUAUAUACAUGUAGAAAAAUAAUAUUGCGAGUGCAACUUGCAGCAAGUGGCCGGAUAAUGCAAUAUUAUUCCCAUGCGAGCCUCGCGAGCGUGUUGUGUGUAUCACAACUUAAUAUACACAUGUAUCUUUUUUUUUCAUUUGUAUAUACUGUGUUACUAUGUAACGAUCGUAAAUAGUAUUCUGUAAAUAGCAACAUGAUAGAUUUUAACGGAGCUUUUGACGAUGAUAUCUCGAUAUCCAUUCCGUCGAUUCGAUGCUAUUCAGAUGCAUUUUGCUUAUUUAUCCGAGCGCUCUCGCUCGCACAUUUGUAAUGUACAAUAUUUUUAUACUCGAUAAAUGAGAAAAAAGAUGGUGGAAAAAAUAUUCAAAUAUGUUUCUUUCUUUCCAUCUCCCUUAAAAUCAAGCCGUCGUACA
Messenger RNA from Camponotus floridanus (Florida carpenter ant), 5811 nucleotides. RefSeq lists its product as uncharacterized. The transcript has 3 exons. The record is from RefSeq and is a predicted model, not a curated record. Gene Ontology annotation, biological process: regulation of transcription by RNA polymerase II; developmental process. The coding region runs from base 438 to 1574 and encodes 378 amino acids. Lineage: Eukaryota; Metazoa; Arthropoda; Insecta; Hymenoptera; Formicidae. Gene Ontology annotation, molecular function: RNA polymerase II transcription regulatory region sequence-specific DNA binding; DNA-binding transcription factor activity, RNA polymerase II-specific; protein dimerization activity.